AUGUCCGACGACAGCAAGAUGACGCUCAACCUCCUCUUGCUUGGAAAGACACAGAGUGGCAAAAGUGCUACAGGAAACACCCUUCUGGGCAGCAGAGACUUUGCCAGUUUUCUUUCCCCAUCCUCUGUGACCACAUCUUGCAGUCUAGGCCGCAGCUGUCCCAUUUUGGGCUUUGCGCGUCGCCGAGGCAGUGAGCUCACUGUGCAGGUCCAAGUGCUGGACACUCCCGGCUACCCUCACAGCAGCCUGAGCAGAGAGCAAGUGAAGACCGAGGUGAGAAGUGCUUUAGUCCGGCACUUUGGAGAGAAAGGCCUUCACUUGGCCUUGUUGGUCCUCAGGGCCGAUGUUCCACUGUGUGAGGAGGAAGAGGACCCUACAAUCCAGCUAGCCCAGGUAAACUGUGUACCAGUAAGCAUAUCCAGUAGAAUGGCAUAUCAAGAUUUAACUGAAAGAGCAACGUCACAUUUCCAUGCAAUUCUCUGCCUUCAGGAAACAUGAGCUUCAAAGUACAGUGUUACCUCGGGUUAAGUACUUAAUUCGUUCUGGAGGUCCAUUCUUAACCUGAAACUGUUCUUAACCUGAAGCACCACUUUAGCUAAUGGGGCUCCUGCUGCCGCCGCGCCGCCGGAGCAUGAUUUCUGUUCUCAUCCUGAAGCAAAGUUCUUAACCCGAGGUCCUAUUUCUGGGUUAGCAGAGCCUGUAACAUGAAGCGUAUGUAACCUGAAGCGUAUGUAAUCCGAGGUACCACUGUAUUACCCAAAUGUGCAUGUUAAGAUGCUGGGAAAGAACUUUAAACCAACAAGGUGGGUUGGCUUCUGCGUGAUGUGCAGUGAUGCUUUGCUGAUUCACCAGAUGACAGAUGGCUCAGUGACAAGUGCCCACGUUGCAUUCAGAAGGCUCCAGGUGUCCUUCCUGGCAUCUUCAGUUAAAAGGAACAGGUAGAAGAUACUGGGAAGACCUCUUUCCAAGAACCUAGUGAGCUGCUGCUAGUCAGAGACAACAACAAAUUAUUAUUUAUACCCCACCCAUCUGGCUGGGUUUCCCAGGCCACUCUGGGCGGCUCCCAACAGUACAAACAGUAUUCUUACAGCUUUUCAUGUGUUCUGUGUUGCCUGAAAAGCAAUUGAUGGGACAAUCAUGCAUUCAGGUGUGAAUAUAUGCAUUCAAUCCUAAAUUAGGACACAGGCCAACUCAUCACUUGGAUGUUAAGGUGGGGGAAGCAAAUAGGAAGCUAAUUUUAGUAAGAAGGCAGAGAGCAUUAAUGCCUACUGUUCCUCUUCCAUCGUCAUAAUUAUGGUCCAUAGUUGAUGUAAUAUUUGGCUAAUUGUUCAUUUUCCUAAAAGUCCAGAUGAUAUGAUUUCAUUGUUCGUAAAAUAAAUGGGGCAAGAAAGCUGAUGUCGUCCUAGGGAAAUAAGUGUAUCCCUAAGAACAUUGUUUAUACAUCACAGUGAGUGUUCCGCAAUAACAUUAUAGCUAUGACCGCUCAGUAACCACAGAAUGGAGUUCCUGAGUUGUAUAGAAUACGGAAUCCAACCACAAACUGUUCCCAUUAUGUCAGGAUUUGAUGAUUAGUUAGUCCAACUUGCUCUUUAUUGUGUUUUAUGUUGUUGGUCUUUGUAACAUUAUUGUUUUUCUACGUGUCAGAAGCUUCCCUAAUUUCGUAGGAGGAUGGCACAGAAAUUCAUAUACAGAAUAAGCCACCCCUUUCCUCAAUGCAGGACCAAGAAGGGAUGCAACUACAGCAUCCCUGUAGCCAUUCAGCCUCUGCGUAAAUUCCUCCAGGGGCUGAAAGCCAGCAUUCAGCCACUGUGUAAUUAAUUUAAAAUUGCACCCAAAACAUCAGGGCUAAAAAUCAUAUUGUGUUUUGAGUCCCACAAUGCCACCCCCCAAAAAUUCACACUUCACACAUCAAUUUUUGUUUAAGGUUUUUGGCAUAAUUUUGGCCACAACUUUAUUCAAAAUACAAAAAAUGUGAGUGAUUGCUUAGGCAUUGGUUAUGACUAUCUGUCCUUGCCCUCAGGGACAGAGCUGGCCUUCCGGACACCAACGGAAACCAGCGUGGGAAACAAGUAUUGGGUGAGAAAAUGAAGCUGGGCAUCAGUCCCUCACUUCUCACCCUCAUGUUCCUGUGGGGCUUGCACGGCCCAAGUCCGAUGCCAGAGACAAGGACGAAAAGAAUGGCAAGCCCCUGGAUUCCUUUAACGGAAUUCCCUUCAAGCUUACCUCUCCAAGCACCAAUUUAACCAAUGCCUAACCGCCAACCUUACAAGUUGUGAUGAUUUGCUACGCAGUAGGCAAAAACCAAAUGGCACCAGCCAAUCAGCCAGAUGGCAAAAUUCCUACCAGGCCCCCGCUCCAACGACCCCAUGACAGGCAUAGCAAGGUCAAGCGAUCAAGAAAAAACCACCCUAUUAAAGGGAGGGUGCAAAACGGCCAAGAGGACGUCCAACGUCUGUCCCCUGUAUUUAAAGACUCUGACCCCUCCUCCAAACUGGCAACAAUCAAAACUCCCCAGCAACCCAAUUUAACCACUUAAAGGCUUGGGUUCCUCACCAAAUCUGCCCAGUAACGGCAGGGUGGCUUGUUCCCCCAACCGCAAUACGUGCUGUUAGGGAGAACACGCUUUCCUUGGAAACGGCUAUUUAAAUGCACUGCUUGCUGUUGUCCUUCUCCCUUCCUCCUGUUUCUCUAAGGGCUCUUCCAGACAUCCCUUGCAUUGUGCAUUCCUGAUGAUUUGUGCUCCCAAUGCCAUCAUUGGGACAACCCAGCUUUAAUAGUUUUCCACUUGCAAAUGUUUUGGGGUGGCCACAUUGCUUCACUUCCAGUCAAUGCAUAUCCUAUAAAACCCUGCGACUCCUUAAAGAUCACAAAUGUUCUGGGUUUUGUCCCAAUAUUGUUCCACUCUAGCAGCAGAUAGCAAUAACAUGGACGCAUUGGGUCAGCGUUGCAGAACAAAGUAAAGCUGAAUAAAUCCACCUCUGAUGCGCUAUUAUGGUGACAAUGCUGCAGAAUACAUCCACAAGAUCUCGAGGAACACCAUGGCAGGAUCUACCCCCUCCUAUGGCCAUGGGUUGCCCAAGCAAGUUAAAGGGCGUUCAAAGAAACGGCAGGAGACUGUCUGCAGAACGAGGCAGUUGUAAAAGUUGUCCAGGAUGCAUUUAAAUCAUGUUUACUAGGCUUGCAAAUCUGUUCAGAAUUGGGUAUGGGGCCCCAGCAAGUCACCUACAGAAAAAGAAAUUCGUGGUACCUAGCCUGUCUCUGAUUUUGGGUACUACACACGUUGACCUUGGGACAGUGCCACUUAGGAACAGGACCGCCUCUCCUGGUAUGUCCCACAGAGGACCUUACGGUCUUCAAAUAAAAACAUCUUGGCCACAGGGAGGUUGGGCUGGCCUCGACCAGAGCCAGGGCUUUUCUGGCCGUGGCCCCGAUCUAAUGGAACGCUCUGUCACAAGAGACUAGGGCCCUGCGGGACUUGACAUCUUUCCGCAGGGCCUGUAAGACAGAGCUGUUCCGCCAGGCCUUUGGCCAAGGCACAGUCUGACCCCCUCUCCCCUUCUGUAAUCCUCAUAGAACUCUAGCCCAAUUGUUACCAUUAAUUUGAUUCUGAAUUGAUUUUAGAAUGUAUUUUAAUUAAUUGACUGUGAUUUUAUGUACACUGUGCUAUUUUUACUUGUUGUUAGCCUGGUUACUCUGAGCCUGGCGGGAUAUUAUUAUUAUUAUUAGGGCCGGAUAUUAUUAUUAUUAUUAUUAUGGCAUCAAGGAGUUUCAUUAAUUCAGGCUCUGAAAGUUUUAAAACCUUUGGGCAUCAUCUUCCUUUUUACGGUGACUGCUUGGUUCUCAACUGUAUUAUUUUCAGCUUUGCAAUCCCUAAUUAAAAUGAUGUGUUUUGAUCCCAGAACAUAACAUAUGGGCAGUGCCAAGAAUCCAGGUUUAACUUUGUAUAUCUAGCCUCACAAGUAGAACAAAUUAUCAUCCUUUUUGCUUUUAUGGGUUUGGUGAGCUCUAGGAGCUGACGAUUCUAACACGGUACACAGUCCUUGAGCUGGGAUCAUUCUGGCAAUUGUUCCUGAAUUGCAACCUCCAAUUCAGCCACAAGAUGGCAAAUUGACUGCCACUCCUCAGCAGGUCCUGUUGUAAAAGGACAACAUGGAUGCCAUUGAAAGAAGUGAUUCCCCCAAAGUCUAUGCAUCAUAUUUAUUCAUUUAUUCCAAGGAGCUCAAGCCUACCCUUCUCAACAUUUAAGCCAUUCAGGCAACUGGGAACCCACUAUAAAUUCAUAUUUUAUAUAGACCGAAUGAAUUAAAGUCAACUUCCAAAGGAAGAUUGCUCAUAAGGACUUCCCCACUAUAGGAAAGAAAAGCCUCAUUGCAGAGCCAAGCCAAUGCAUUGCUCUUUCAUGAAAUAAUGUAUGAAAUAAAUGUAUUAAGGAACUUUUUCUCUCUCUCUCUUUUAGGAACUCUUGGGUCCUAACUGGAAAAGUUAUACUGCCAUCUGUCUUACUCAUUCUGACCAGAUUGAAAAGGGCAGAUUCACUACAGAACAGUAUUUGCGUUCUGCCACAGACACACUUCAUAAACUCCUGCAGUCAGUGGAGCAUAAGUACAUUUUUGUAGGCAAUCACGAACAGCCUUUGAAACAGGAACACCUAGAGGUUUUAAGGAAAAUUAUGGAGUUUCUGAAGCAAAACAGUUACCAGACCCUUGUAUUUAAACAAAUGAGAUAA
Messenger RNA from Podarcis lilfordi (Lilford's wall lizard), 4726 nucleotides. The record is from the annotation of a GenBank genome assembly. NCBI's taxonomy places the organism in Eukaryota, Metazoa, Chordata, Lepidosauria, Squamata, Lacertidae.